Molecule: messenger RNA, 3132 nt
Organism: Psilocybe cubensis
Lineage: Eukaryota; Fungi; Basidiomycota; Agaricomycetes; Agaricales; Agrocybaceae
Exons: 22
Coding region: 1-3132 (1043 amino acids)
Cellular component (GO): mitochondrion
Molecular function (GO): L-glutamate dehydrogenase (NAD+) activity
Source: RefSeq, a predicted model, not a curated record
AUGUCAACAUCGAACGCGGGGCACGAGAAAUUAUUGUCAGUGCCUGAACAUCAGCUCUAUGCGAUGAACUCUGCACAUAGCAGCGACUCUUCGUUGCAUCGCGUAAAGAACAUGCCAGGGUACACCACGCCCGUAUUCAAGGGCAAAGAAGAACAACGCGCUCUUGUCGAGGAUGACGUCGCCGCAAAGGGCUUCAUCCCUCGCGAACUCGUCAGCAACGAAGUCAACUGGUUCUACACUAACCUCGGCAUCGACGACACAUACUUCCAGAAUGAAUCCCGUGAAGUCAUUUCUGACCAUAUCAUUGCGUUGUUUGGAGCGAAAAUCAUGGCAUUCACCAAGCAUGAUCCGAGCAAGCUCGUAAUUGACCUCGAGAGGAUUGAUGAACAGGGAAACGGGGCGACUUUCAUCCAUACCAGUCCCCCUGGACUGACCACCACCGAGGGUCCAGGCGCGACUUGCGAAACAAGAAUCGAUGAUCUAUUCUUGAAUAACUCCACACCUCAGAAUGCCUACAGGUUGGAAACCUUUCGCUCGACAGGUUCAAUCUCGGCCACUGCUUCCCAACAGCUUCGAUGCUAUUUCGUAACCAAAUGCCACUUCCCAAACAAACCUCAAGCAUCCUCAAAUGGGAAGACAGAUAUCCGUGCUGUAUCUGAUUCGGCGUUCCUUGACAGAGCAACGAAGAACACUUUGGAUAUAUACCAACAGGUGAUGUGGAAUGUAGAGAAACGACAUGGCCCAGUUCUAGAAGUAUUUGAGGUUGAAGGCACGCGCGAAAGAAGAUUGGUAAUUGGCUAUAAGAUGGGAGGAACAUCGGGUUUUUUCAGUGCCCUAUCCAAUCUUUAUCACUUUUACUCCCUGUACUCGUCCCGAAAAUACGUCGAGCAAUUCGCAAACGGAAUCACGAUCAUUUCGCUGUAUCUCAACCCACUUCCGGAUUCAAACGCUCCCCCAAUCGAGCAUUCCAUCUUUCAAGUUCUGAAAGAAGCUUCUCUACUUUUCUGCCUUCCGGAUAACCCCUUCUUUUUACCAAAGUCUCUGGGAAGCAAUGCCGUCCAAGAAGCAACAUACGCUUAUUGUGGCUGGAUUUUUGCGCAACAUUUCUGCAACCGCCUUGGGCCAGCCUAUCUUCAGCUCAAAAACGUAUUGAACGAAAAUGAUCCCGCCCAUGCCGAGGUUUUGAACGAUAUCAAGAGGAGAUUUAGGGAAGAGACCUUCACUCGAGAGAGCAUUGCCCAGGUUAUCCAUGCUCACCCUGACCUGAUCCGCUUACUCUAUGUGAACUUUGCGAUGACACAUUAUCCUCCCUCCGAUGACGCCUCGAAAUUGAUGCCAACUCUUUCUUACCAACGCCUCCAAAAUGUACAACCACUCACCGAUGCGGAGUUGUACGACAAGAUCCGGCGAACUGUGCCCAACAAGCAUGAAUUGCAAGUCCUGGAGAGCUUUUUGAUAUUCAACAAACAUGUGUUAAAAACCAACUUUUACCAACCGACGAAGGUCGCUCUAUCUUUCCGCCUCCAACCAGACUUUUUGCCUGAGGUCGAAUACCCGAGGAAGCCAUACGGCAUGUUCAUCGUUAUCGGUAAUGAUUUCAGAGGCUUCCACAUCCGCUUCCGCGAUGUUGCCCGUGGCGGUAUCCGCAUUGUGAUGUCAAGAAAUAAAGAGAACUAUUCGAUUAAUCAGAGGAUGCUAUUCGAUGAGAACUACAACUUGGCGUCUACACAAUCCUUGAAAAAUAAGGACAUUCCUGAAGGUGGCGCCAAGGGCACUAUAUUGCCUUCACUGGGUGCUAAACCCCGCCGGUGCUUCGAGAAAUAUGUCGAUGCCAUCAUUGACCUCCUUAUUCCUGGACAAACACCUGGCAUCAAGGAGCCCUUGGUGGAUCUAUAUGGAAAGCCAGAGCUGCUGUUCUUUGGCCCUGAUGAGGGAACAGCUGAUAUGAUGGACUGGGCGGCUUUACACGCCCGCCAGCGCGGCGCAGAGACAUGGUGGAAAUCGUUCACUACUGGCAAAAGUGCAGAGACACUGGGAGGUGUUCCUCAUGACACUUAUGGAAUGACCUCUCUGUCAAUUAGGCAGUAUGUUUUGGGAUUGUACAAGCAACUUGGUCUCAGGGAGAAAGAUAUCACUAAGGUGCAAACCGGUGGGCCAGAUGGUGAUCUUGGUUCAAAUGAGAUUCUUCUCUCUUCCGACAAGACUGUGGCUGUCAUUGACGGCAGUGGUGUUCUUGCUGACCCUGCUGGCAUUGACCGCGCUGAACUCGUUCGUCUUGCUAAGCUUCGUGUGCCCGUCUCGAAUUUCGAUACUUCCAAAUUAAGCAAGGAUGGCUAUCUUGUCAAAGUCGAAGACCAAGAUAUAAAGUUACCUUCUGGAGAGGUCGUACUUGAUGGCACUGAUUUUAGAAAUGGUGCGCAUCUGAGAUUCAAGGCUGAUUUGUUCGUGCCUUGUGGUGGACGGCCGGAAGCUGUCAACAUCUCGAAUAUGGCUGCUCUCAUCGAUGCCGACGGAAAACCCCAUUUCAAGUAUAUUGUUGAAGGAGCCAACCUGUUUUUGACUCAACAAGCACGUUUGCAUCUCGAGAAGAGAAAGGUCAUUCUUUUCAAAGAUUCGAGUACGAAUAAAGGCGGUGUAACAAGUUCUUCCCUCGAAGUUCUGGCGGGCCUUGCACUCUCAACGCAAGAAUACACAGACCUGAUGAUCUUCAAGGAUGGCAAACCCAGUUCAUUCUACCAGAGCUACGUCAAAGAUAUCCAGACGAAGAUCUCGGAGAAUGCUGCAGCAGAAUUCCAUUGCAUUUGGAAAGAGCAUUCGCGUCUUCAAGGAACCAAAACACGAACAGCGAUCUCGGACGAACUCUCACAGACACUCAACAAUCUGCAGGCUGAACUCGAAAGCUCGGACUUGUAUGACGACAUUCCAAGUCGCCUUGGAGUCAUGAGGAGGGCAAUUCCGAAGACGCUGGUGGAACAGGUUGGACUGGAGACAUUGUUGAAGAGAUUGCCUGAAGCCUACCAGCGCGCCCUGUUUUCAAGCUGGGUAGCUUCUCACUUCAUCUAUAAAUACGGCGUCAACGGGUCGAGCGUCGACUUCUUCCAUUUCGCAAGAGACCUCGCCCACACGCAGUAG